This is a messenger RNA of Tilletiaria anomala UBC 951, 740 nucleotides long. RefSeq lists its product as uncharacterized. NCBI's taxonomy places the organism in Eukaryota, Fungi, Basidiomycota, Exobasidiomycetes, Georgefischeriales, Tilletiariaceae. The record is from RefSeq and is a predicted model, not a curated record. The coding region runs from base 132 to 674 and encodes 180 amino acids. The transcript has a single exon.
CCUGACACCCGAAGGCAUCAAACCAGAUCCCAUCAAAGUCGAGGCCAUCGCCAGGUGGGAGAUACCGACGACGAUUAAGCAAAUGUGCUCUUCAGGUGCAACAUGUUAUUAUAGAAAGUUCUUAGCGAGGGAUGCCAAAAUCGCUGCGCCGCUCACCAAUGCGCUUCGCAUGGGCGUUCGUUAUUCUAAGUCUGAUAGUCACAGACCUACCUCCGGUGGUUACUAAAGAUAUGCGAGCUGCUUUUGAUUUGCUGAAAGCGAUGCUUUCCUCUAAGCAGACUCUCAAGUACCCUGAUUUCGCCAGGUCUUCUGCAUCGACACGGAUUUGGGUGAUGAAGCGCUCGGGGCCGUCUUGCAUCAGGGGGAUGUGGAUCACGAGGAGCCGGCCAGAACAUAAAUGUAACAUGGGCACGUCCGCAACUUGCGCCAGAUCGCUUUUGAAAAGAGAAAACUCACGAGUGCUGAACACAACCACUUUCAUGCAGAAGAAAGAAGCUUUGGCCAUUGCCAACGCUCUCCACAGAUUUCGGGGCCUUGGUAGAAGGUGGUCAGAUCGCCUGUGUCAGCGUGGCUCACUUUUGGGCAGGCAGUUCGGGACCUCCGUUCGGAACCUCCAGUGGACACAGUGCCGGAAGCAAAGGGAUCAGGUGCAAGUCACUUUCUGGACAGGCUAGUGAAUUCUUCGGGAACUAGAUACACUGAGGGAAUGUGUUAAUAUGCGUGUAACUGCUAUUUGUAUG